Polychytrium aggregatum is the source of this 963-nucleotide messenger RNA. Its product is annotated as nucleotide-diphospho-sugar transferase. Gene Ontology annotation, cellular component: mannan polymerase complex. The transcript is spliced from 4 exons. Bases 1 to 963 code for a protein of 320 amino acids. Gene Ontology annotation, molecular function: alpha-1,6-mannosyltransferase activity. NCBI's taxonomy places the organism in Eukaryota, Fungi, Chytridiomycota, Chytridiomycetes, Polychytriales. Gene Ontology annotation, biological process: protein N-linked glycosylation. The record is from RefSeq and is a predicted model, not a curated record.
AUGAUUCCCUACGGCGCCUUCAACCCAGCUGCCUUUGAGAACUUUGCCUACGACUUUGAUCCACGCAAUCCCUCCUCGGCGCUGGAAGCAGCCAUUGCAGCGGCUCAUCUCACCCGCGACCACCUCAUCCCAAACACCCGCAUCCCCCGCAUCAUCCACCAGACCUGGAAAACCUCGGAUAUAGACACCGAGGCGACCCCCGAGCAUGUCCGUGUCAGCGUCGGCAGCUGGAAGAAGGAGAACCCGGGCUAUGUAUACAUCCUGUGGUCCGACCACGACGCCGAGCAGAUGGUGCGGCAGUUUUACCCGUCAUGGUUCAAGCUCUACAAGGACCUCCCCGUCCCGGUCAUGAAGGCUGAUCUGCUGCGGUACUUGGUGCUCCACAAAUUUGGGGGCGUGUACUCUGAUGCUGACACCAAGGUCCUGCGCAAGAUCGACGAUUGGGUCCAUGCCAAGGACCUUACGCCAUGGAUGUACAAAAACGAGACCAUGGCAUUCACUGAGCCGGUGGCCGCCAUCAUCGGCCUCGAGACGGACGUUCCCAAAAAGUUUGGUGACGAGUGGAAGGGCUUCUAUCAGAGUCCCAACCAAAUGUGCCAGUGGACGAUGGCCAUGGUCUCAGGCCAUCCUAUUGCGGCCGCAGUCAGCUCGCUCUCAUUUCACAAGAUUGCAGCGAUGAGCAAGAACGAACUCAAGCACGCCGACGUCACAAAGAUCACCGGUCCUGGCCCCUGGACGGAGGUCAUCAACCGGUACAUGGCUGGGCACGGUGUCGACUGGCGGGACCUUCGGGAAUACGGCCCGUCCGCUCGCCAAAUGGGCGACAUGCUUUUGUUUCCAAUUACUGCGUUCAGCCCCGGCCUGGGUGAAGUACUUGCCACUGCCUUUGGUGACAUGGGAGGCGGGCGUCUGGCCGACCCCGAAGCUCGUGUGCAGCAUAUGUGGGCGGGAACUUGGCGCUGA